This is a messenger RNA of Saccoglossus kowalevskii, 1646 nucleotides long. Its product is annotated as prefoldin subunit 2-like. Gene Ontology annotation, biological process: protein folding. The record is from RefSeq and is a predicted model, not a curated record. Lineage: Eukaryota; Metazoa; Hemichordata; Enteropneusta; Harrimaniidae. Gene Ontology annotation, cellular component: prefoldin complex.
GCUCACGUAACUUUCUUUGCUUACUUGGGUAGUUCAGUAUCGUGAUAUUUCCAAAAUGGCGUCGGAGGUAUCGAAGAAAAGCAGCGGCAAAUUGUCCAAAUCUGUUACUCAAGAACAAGUAAUAAGCGGUUUUAAUCAGCUUCGACAAGAACAGAGAUCACUAGCUACAAAAAUAGCAGAGUUAGAAGUGGAACAGAAUGAGCACAGGCUGGUUGUAGAAACUCUUAAAGAAGUGGAUGGGUCCCGACGAUGUUUUCGCAUGGUUGGUGGCAUCCUUGUUGAAAGAACCGUUGAUGAUGUAUUACCAGCGUUAGAUAAGAAUAGACAACAGAUUAAAAAAUUAGUAGAAUCUCUGAAUGAACAAAUAGAACUGAAAGGCAAGCAAAUAAACGAGUAUCGAGAAAAAUACAAUAUACGAGUGCAAGGCGAACAGGGAACGGAAGAUGGACAGCUGGACAAGAAAGAAAAACCAGGAACCCAGGGAGUACUUGUGGCUAAAGAUUCAUAGUAGCUAGGGAGUCUUAUUUACCAUUAUGGAUGCAUUUAUGCAAAUUAUUCUUUUAUUGGACAGGACACUGGCAAAUAAUUACUGUUUUUGUCAUUUGAGUUUUGUAUGUAUUUUGUAAACUAAAGCUUUUAUUUCAUUUUGUACAGUGUGGGAGAGCUGCAGCAACAAUAAUUUCCAAUCCGUGCCAGAAUGAUUCAACAGAUUGUACGUCCUUAAUUAUAUGUAAACAAAAAACCAUGGUUACAAGUACAAUGCUAAGCAACAUCUUGCAAGUCAGCAGAAUUUACUCACUAAAUCAGAUAAAAAAUCCUUGGCGUAAAUUGAGAGCAAAUUCCAAAUUAUCUUUUGGAAUAGAUAUCUUUUCAUGUUCACACGUCUUCAUAACAAUGUUUACUCUUUUUUUCUCCGAUAUAGUGGUAUAUGUAAUUCCUGAUAAUAAUUUAAAGAACUUACUGACUUUUAAAUAUAAAUAUUAAAUAGCAGCUGACCCAAAUUUCUGCCGACUUACAAAGUUUGCUCACGAUUCAUCUAACCCCCAACAAUACCGAUGUCAAUUUGCUAGUCAAACCUGUGUAUAUUGAUUUAUUGAUGGAGCUGCUUAAACAGAGGUUGAUUAAUUCACAAAUAUAACAGGGCAAUUUGUCAACAGACAAGUGUAAAUGAGGAAUAAAUAAAAGUACACAUGUUUGUCUUGAUGUCCGUGGAGACUAAUGUAAAACACUAAACAAUCAAUGAUCUACUAAAGUUUUCACUUUCCUGUCAGGUUCAGUUGGUCAAAUCAUUGCUAAAAAUGGGCCAAUGGUCACAUUGGACAGGUGGUCUUUAUACACAGGUUACUUUACAUGUAAAUUGCAUUGGGAUUAUCCAAAGAUGGGCAGGUGGUCUUUAUACACAGGUCAUUUUACAUGUGAACUGUAUUGGGAUUGUCCAAAGAUGGUCACUAUGGGCAGGUGGUCUUUGUGUAUGUACUUGUUGCAUGUAGUUUAUUAGAGAAAUUUUUUAUGGUGAUGUAUCUUGUUUUGGAUGUCAUUUUUUUUCUUUACAAUAUUUAAAGGGGGGAGGGGUUGAUGUAUGAAGUCUAGCAAAAUAAUUUUGGGAAAUAUGAAAAUUGUGUUAUUGAAUUCUGUGGGCAUUCUAA